CAUGAAGCAACAGAAUUAGUUCAGAAUAUUAGAGUAUAAAGCAGUAGAAAUGGCGGAAGAAUCUUGCAUAUUCGGAGGGAAGGUUCUACACACCUUUAUAGCUGAAGAUGUGCAGCAGAGGCUAUAUUUGAUCAGACAUAAACAAUCCAUGAUCGGAGACUUAAUCGAGUUCCUCAAGUUCGUUUCAGCAGCAAGGUGUUUAAUCGUCUAUUCCAAUUAUUCCUGUUUGACAUGUCUGCUUGAAUUCAACGGUUUUCCAUAUCAGGGAAGCAAAAUCAAUGAAUGGUUUGUUGAAGAAUCUUGUUCUGAAGCUCGGCAGGAACAGAAAGUAGUGAACGUUAUAAACGUAAAUCAAGAAGGAAGAAGGAUGUAUUCUUACCGCACCCAAGGUCAAGCAGAAAAUUUUCCGGACUGUCUUCUAGCUGACGACUAUGAAGUAUUCUUUCAUGGGUCAAAUCAUAGAAGUGUUCAAGACAUAAUAGAACGUGGUAUUGACCUAAGCAAGGGAAAAGAAGCGCAAGACUUCAGUGAUGGCGAUGGAUACUAUGUAGGUAUUAGUUUCGACGAAGCUUUUGAUUGGGCUCGGUCGAAUACUAGUCGUGGCGAGGGACAAGCUGUACUUAUAUAUCGUGUGCAUAAGGAACAACUAAGAGGAGAGAAUAACGAUAAUGGGUUGAAUCUGCGUGAAGAUAAGCAAGAGUGGCUUCAAAUUGUCAGAGAAUAUAGACACUAUCCCCGCGACAGAAAGCCUAACAAAAGACUACGCAAAGAUGUCAAAAAACGGUACGCUUUCAUUGAAGGACCAAGAGCCUCAGUAUCGAGAAGAAAUCCCUCUCCCUCUGAAAACAUAGAUACAUAUCAACUUUGCGUUAGAUCAGAAAACUGUGCCCAACUGUUUAACAACAGCCUCCAUUCUGUAGUAUUUUUUAAAGAUUAAGUGGAGCAACGUUCUCCGGAGUGCACGAUUCAGCGAGCUUUACACUGACGAGAUUUGCAAAACAGCAUCACAACUAUCUCUAGCUAAUGUUUUAAUUUUCAGUUACUUUACUGAGUUCUUACAACAGAAAUCAAAUUGAUUCUAUCAAAUAAAACUGCAGCAAAAAUGCUUGGAAAGUAUUUAUCUGGAAACAGCCGCGGCGAACUGAACUAAACUUCGACUGAAUACUUUCGGCAAAGGAGAUACUCUCAAUUUCCGCUGUCAUUGUUGAAACUUCAGUAGUAUAUUAAUCUUGGAGCUCAUUCAUUAUCAAUCUUGACCUCCUAAGCAAACAGCGAGCCCUCUUGAAAAUAAAACUGCCUUCUGUGGUAUUAAAAUUCAACAGCUUGAAGCCAACUGCCGGAGCUUCCAGAGGUUUAAUUUAGAUUAACAGUAACAAAUACUUUCCUCUCCGCGAAGGGCGAAAAGUAAAAAGGUUAUAUCACAAGCCGAAGUUAAAUAAAUAAAUUACAUAUUCUUAUGACUGUUUUCGUUUUCCUGUGCAUUCUGCACAAGCAUAGCAAACGUUCAAAUACACGUAACCUUACGAUCAUAUAGUUAAGCUUGUCGUUAUUUCGCAACAUAUCAUCCAUUUUAAACCCACUUGCGAGGAAAGCGGCUUGUAUAAUAAUAAUUUUACACUGCCAGAAAAUUUAAUUGCACACCUUAAAGCAAUAAUAAAGAUCAUGAACUUAUUACCUAUAUGUAAAAUGCUUUUAAUUUUUAAGAACGUAAAAUUCAACGGGAUUAGUUAUCCAGUACCAUCGAUUUAUAAUCAUACAGUAAACUACUGAGGAAAGAAACCGAAAUACAUGAUGACGUGAUCAAAUUGAACUUAUCUUUAAACACAUAUCUGACUAACAUUAAAACAAUUGUCAGGCACUUCACUAAAUUCUAUCAAAAUUCAAGUUACUUUGUUGGUAGUUGCACAACGGUAACACCGUAGAACGUCUACCAUGGGUUUGAAAUAUCUA
Molecule: messenger RNA, 1950 nt
Organism: Orbicella faveolata
Lineage: Eukaryota; Metazoa; Cnidaria; Anthozoa; Scleractinia; Merulinidae
Source: RefSeq, a predicted model, not a curated record